UUUUGUCGCUGUGACAUUUGUGUGACGUGCGUCGAGGAGUGAGGUGUUGUUUCGCCCAUUCCAAUAUAUCAAGGAAUUCCAUUAAUCACGAUUAAUCGGACAUAAAAAUUCCAAUUGACGGCUAAACGUGCCUGCCAGACGGGAUAUCUGAUUGUAAAAUAAACGUGGUUCAAACUGCAAGUAACGCCCGUGGCCGGAAAACACGUGAAUUCGCGACCGAGAGAGUAUUGUGCGGUGGGACUGGAGCGCAAGCGAUUGGCGUCGUGGUGAAAUUUUCCGUCUUGUGUUUUUGGCACGCAGUUUUCCAUAAUUUCAUCAUCGUUCGGGCGAAACUGCAUUGACUCACGAGUCAGAAAUACGUACUCGAAGUUGAUAGAAGUUGCUAGUGCUCUGUAACGCAAACACGUCCUUCGGCGAGACUUGGGCGAGCUGACCCGUGAUUUCUGCGGCAUUCAUUCAUUCCAGUUUCAGCCUGACACCGUGUCCGGCCUGGGUUCGUAAAUUCCCAUAAAUUUGCUAUUACAAGCAGUGUUUUCACUUGCGUUCCGCCUGAAUUGAUUUAAUUGGAAUUGAAUUGAAAAUCGACGAGUGGUCUUGAGUGCGCGACCGAUCGCCGACGUAAAAUAUAUUCCGUGAGUACUUGAGUUCGGAUCGCUGGAAUUUCGCACCAGCCGCCGUCCGUCACCGCGCUCUACAAAUUUCCACGCUGUGUGCUUACUAGAACAGGUAGUGCAAGCCUACGGCAGCAGAGGGAGUACGAGGACAGCUUAAACAAAAAUGUCGGCAAAAGCGAUUCGUGAAGCAACCGGAAAGGAUAUAUUGAACCGGCUCUUGGAUAAAAGCUCAGGUGCAGCAACAUGCAGAUUCGCUUCUGUAAAUGAAGAUACAAAAUGGGGUGAUUUGUUGGCUGCAAACCCAUGGCUAGAAACCACACCCCUUGUUGUUAAGCCUGAUCAAUUGAUAAAACGACGUGGGAAAUUGGGAUUGAUUGCUGUCAACAAAAAUAUUCAACAAGUCAAAGAAUGGGUCGAUGCACGUAUGGGAAAAGAUCAGAAAAUUGGCGCAGCCGUUGGAAAAUUGCGAAAUUUCAUUAUUGAACCAUUCGUUCCACACAAAGAUAAUGAAGAGGCUUACGUGUGCAUCUACUCACACCGAACAGCAGACACUAUCCUAUUCUAUCACCAAGGUGGUGUUGAUAUUGGUGAUGUUGAUUCAAAGGCCUUGAAAUUAGACGUUCCAAUUGGCCAAAAUGUAACUGCAGCAGAAAUAACAAGCAAACUUCUGGUGAAUGUCACCGACGACAAGAAACAACGAAUUGCAAAUUUCAUUUAUGCACUCUAUCAAAGCUACGUGGAUUUAUAUUUCACUUAUUUGGAAAUCAAUCCACUCGUUGUCACAGCAGACUCAAUCUAUGUCUUAGAUUUGGCUGCUAAAUUAGAUUCAACUGCUGAUUUUGUUUGCCGGCCGAAAUGGGGUGAAAUUGAUUACCCACCACCAUUCGGAAGAGACGCAUAUCCAGAGGAAGCGUACAUUGCCGAUUUGGAUGCAAAAAGUGGAGCAUCAUUGAAGCUGACAAUUCUGAAUCGCAAUGGUCGCAUUUGGACAAUGGUAGCCGGUGGUGGCGCCAGCGUUAUUUAUUCUGAUACAAUUUGUGAUUUAGGUGGAGCAUCGGAAUUAGCCAAUUAUGGAGAAUACAGUGGUGCACCAUCAGAACAGCAAACAUAUGAAUAUGCAAAGACUAUUUUAAAUUUAAUGACCUCAUCACCAAAACACCCACAAGGAAAAAUCCUGAUAACUGGUGGCGGUAUUGCUAAUUUCACAAAUGUUGCAGCCACAUUUAGAGGAAUCAUCACUGCCCUUCGUGAAUUCCAACCACGUCUAGUUGAACACAACGUGUCGAUAUUUGUUCGACGUGCUGGCCCUAAUUAUCAAGAAGGCUUACGAAAAAUGCGAGAGUUUGGUAGUUCUUUGGGUAUUCCACUAUAUGUUUUCGGUCCAGAGACACACAUGACAGCAAUUUGUGGUAUGGCAUUGGGACGACGACCAAUUCCCCAAGCUUGCAAUGUAGAGUUUGCCACAGCGAAUUUCUUGCUGCCAGGGGGUCAAGAACAACAAGACCAGAAGUCAGAUGCCGCUAGCAGUGGUGAUAGCAGCCGAGGAGGCGCGAAUGGAAUCGGUCCAAUAAAAUUGCCUCCUCUAUCAACAGGAGCAUUGAAAUCUCAUGGAUUCAACGAUGCUCAAUCAUCAUCGGCUGUCGAUGGUCGGUCUGUGCAGAAAAUGUUCACAAAUCGCACAAAGGCAAUUGUAUGGGGCAUGCAAACACGUGCCGUACAAUCGAUGUUAGAUUUCGAUUUUAUUUGCAGGCGAGAGGAACCGUCGGUUGUUGCCAUGGUCUAUCCAUUCACCGGCGACCACAAGCAAAAAUACUACUGGGGUCACAAAGAAAUCCUACUGCCUGUGUAUAAGAAAAUGCAGGAUGCCAUCAAUAAACACAAAGAGGCAGAUGUUCUGGUCAACUUUGCUUCACUACGUUCGGCCUAUGAGUCAACUUUGGAAGUGUUGGACUAUCCACAAAUUAGGACAGUUGCAAUCAUAGCUGAAGGCAUUCCUGAAAAUAUGACCCGCAAAAUGAUUGUGGCAGCUCAGGCGAAGGGUGUAUCUAUUAUCGGGCCAGCGACUGUGGGAGGAGUGAAACCAGGAUGCUUCAAAAUCGGAAACACUGGUGGCAUGCUCGAUAAUAUUCUGCACUCAAAACUGUAUCGACCGGGAAGUGUUGCUUACGUAUCCCGAUCGGGCGGUAUGUCAAAUGAAUUGAACAACAUCAUUUCCAAAGCUACAGAUGGCGUUGUAGAGGGUGUAGCAAUCGGUGGUGAUCGUUACCCAGGCACAACAUUCAUGGAUCAUAUCUUGCGCUACCAAGCAGAUCCUGAUAUUAAAUUGAUUGUCCUAUUGGGUGAAGUUGGUGGAGUAGAGGAAUAUGAAGUUUGCGAAGCUUUGAAAGAUAAUCGAAUCACAAAACCCUUGGUAGCCUGGUGUAUUGGAACUUGUGCUGGAAUGUUCACAUCGGAAGUACAAUUUGGUCAUGCUGGUUCAUGUGCCAACUCUGAUCGCGAAACGGCAGCUGCAAAGAACAAGGCACUACGUGAGGCUGGAGCCUACGUACCAGAAUCGUUCGAUACUCUUGGCGAUUUAAUUGGAAGUGUUUAUCAGGAGCUUGUGAAAACAGGUAGAAUUGUGCCUGUUAAGGAAGUCCCACCACCGACUGUACCUAUGGAUUAUUCAUGGGCAAGAGAAUUGGGCCUAAUCCGUAAGCCGGCAUCGUUUAUGACGUCGAUUUGUGACGAGCGAGGACAGGAAUUGAUGUAUGCAGGAAUGCCUAUUAGCGAUGUGCUGAAUAAGAACGUUGGUAUUGGAGGUGUUAUUUCGCUGUUGUGGUUCCAACGUAGUUUGCCACCAUAUGUUUGUAAGUUCUUCGAAAUGUGCUUGAUGGUUACUGCUGAUCACGGUCCAGCUGUGUCUGGUGCUCACAAUACAAUUGUGUGUGCUCGAGCUGGAAAAGAUUUGGUGUCUUCAGUUGUAAGCGGAUUGUUGACAAUCGGUGAUCGUUUCGGUGGUGCCCUGGACGGUGCAGCUCGUCAGUUUUCCGAGGCCUACGAUUCCAAUCUACAUCCAAUGGAGUUUGUGAAUUCAAUGCGUAAGAAGGGUCAACUGAUCAUGGGUAUUGGACAUCGUGUCAAGUCGAUCAACAAUCCCGACGUUCGAGUGAAAAUCAUCAAAGAGUUCGUGAUGGCCAACUUCCCAGCGAAACCAUUAUUGGAAUAUGCUCUUGAGGUAGAGAAAAUCACAACGAGUAAAAAGCCUAAUCUGAUCCUGAACGUUGAUGGUGUUAUUGCAACAAGUUUCGUUGAUAUGUUAAGGAAUUGUGGAUCGUUCACAAGCGAGGAAGCUCAAGAGUACAUCAACAUUGGUGCCAUUAACUCGCUAUUCGUGCUCGGUCGCAGCAUAGGAUUCAUUGGGCACUACAUGGAUCAGAAGCGUUUGAAACAAGGUCUAUAUCGUCAUCCAUGGGAUGAUAUCUCCUACGUUCUCCCUGAACAGUAUAAUUAAAGAAAAAAACAUCCCCACGUCGUAAUCGAAGAGAAGGAGAGAGUAAAACUGAUUCCAGAAACCGUCACACAUGUUUCCACUAAUUAUAAGACCAAUUAGACAAGAACCAGAACAAAACUCAGAAUCACAAAGUAGUGUAGGGAAAGUGCUUACUUUUUCGCGGGAUUCCAUUACUCUCUACAUUUCAUCGCAUAAACAAGUUCAAAUCGCAGGCGCGUAAUGCUUCUUUUACGACUCCAAAGUUUGUAGGGCUACUUCGCUACCGAUCCACAUAUUCCCUUCAUUAUAAAUAAGUUCAACCGGACGAUGGGAGUGCAAACGCAAUUUCAUGUUUGGAACUCCCGUUCUAAAAAUAAUUCCUUUUUAUAUACGUUCUUUUUUUAAUCAUAUUUGCCUUGCGUUUUUAAAUUUAAUUUUCCUAACUUUGAAAACAAAACGGGGCGUCACGUUAAGAAAUAUAGUUAAAUAUUUAGCAGGUGAAAAUAAAGCAACAAAAAAAACAUUGAGGAAGAAACUUCGAGAAUAAUUCCUAAGCAUAAUUGCAUUAAAAUAUUGUAUUUAGAGAGAGCUUUUCGUUGUGGGGUCCAUAAAGGUGUUAGAGAACAAAUUUCAAGGCUCUAUAAAGUACAUUUAUUGAGAAAUGAUAGAAAACAUAUUUAUUUUAAAUUUAGUUAUUUUAUUGUUAUACUUUUCUAAAAAUAAGAAAUUAUAUGAAAUAUUUUAUAUAAAAGAAUUCACUUUUUAUUUUGUUGGUCUUAAAUCCAAUCUGAAACUUUCUAAUUUUACGAUGAAUCCGUCGAUUUAAAACAAAGCAAAACAGAUAACACCGAAACCAUUAACAUGUGCCGCUUGCCGUGCUUGACGUGAUCAACCAAUCACAAACUUAAUUUUGAAUUGUGCAUGAGCCGUCCUCAUUUUUUUCGACAUUUGUAAUUUUUUUGUAAGAACUCUAUUGAGGGCAUCGGGAGAGCACUUCUAGAGACAAACAAAGUAUGAUAUUCUUAACAUGUACAAGUAAUUUAUCGCAUAGAGCGCACGGACAAUGGAAUAUUAGUUGUUUAGUGAUCUGCACUUAAAUGUGAAAUGAAAUGUUAUAAAUGGCACAAAAAGUUAACGAAGUAAUUACUGACUGCACAGAUUGUUCUUCAUUUAUGGUCGUUGUUAUGGGAAAGUGAAAAUGAAAAAAAAAACAUUGGAAUAAAGGAAGAAUUAUCGCUAUCAUUUCUACAAAGCAAAAUGCAAGUGGGAAGGAAGAAGUGAAGCUUGCCUUGUGAGUAAGUUCCUUGGAGGAACGAAGGACGAAAAGUCGUCAUACAUAAAUAUCGUUAUUGUAAUGAAGCUUGAAGCUUUGCGUUGAAGAUAUUUUAUUGAUAAUAAACCAUAAUUUCAAGGAA
This is a messenger RNA of Hermetia illucens (black soldier fly), 5501 nucleotides long. RefSeq names its product ATP-citrate synthase (gene ATPCL). Gene Ontology annotation, biological process: acetyl-CoA biosynthetic process; citrate metabolic process; fatty acid biosynthetic process. Gene Ontology annotation, cellular component: cytosol. The transcript has 11 exons. The record is from RefSeq and is a predicted model, not a curated record. Gene Ontology annotation, molecular function: ATP citrate synthase activity. Lineage: Eukaryota; Metazoa; Arthropoda; Insecta; Diptera; Stratiomyidae. Bases 778 to 4107 code for a protein of 1109 amino acids.